Messenger RNA from Scutellospora calospora, 501 nucleotides. The record is from the annotation of a GenBank genome assembly. NCBI's taxonomy places the organism in Eukaryota, Fungi, Glomeromycota, Glomeromycetes, Diversisporales, Gigasporaceae.
AUGAGGAGGCAUCUAAUGCUUUAUCAAUUUCCUCCUGAUUUACUAAAACUAAUUGAUAAUAUCAAUGCAAUUCAAAUUUUACUAGAACCUUAUACUUAUCUUUCGUCGAAUCCUGGAAAAGAAAUUAGAAGCAAAUUGAUUGAUGCUUUUGAUCAUUGGCUUAAAGUGCCCAAAGAUAAAUUGUCCGCUAUUACCACUGUCGUUGAAAUGUUGCACACUGCUAGUUUAUUAAUAGAUGACGUAGAAGAUGGUUCCGUUUUGCGUCGUGGUAUUCCUGUGCCUUCAACCAUAAACUGUGCAAAUUAUGUUUAUUUCCUUGCUUUGAAUGAACUUACAAAGUUUGAUAAUCCGGAAAUGCUCAAAGUUUACACAUUCGAAUUACUAAACUUGCAUCGCGGUCAAGGAAUGGAAAUACAUUGGAGAGAUACAUUGACAUGCCCUUCUGAAGCUGAAUUUAUUGAAAUGGUUUCAAAUAAAACUGGUGGUCUGUUAAGAUUGGCA